GUAUUCAAUGUUAUGGUUUUGCUACUAGUCCAAGUUGAAAUAUAGAUAUCUACCUUAAUCUAUUUAAAUUCUGUUUAGUAUUUUAUUAUAUUUUGUUAAUCCAUUUGUCCCGAUUCAUAUACUCAUCUCUCUUUCUGUGAACAUUCAGGUUAGCUUUUUCUUCCUAAUUUUGCAUUCUGAUUCGCACUUAUUCCCUGAAUUAUAAAUAACUAUUCCAUGAUGAUUCUGGUAAGUAUUCAAUUUCAUCACACCAUCAUUGACUUCAUACUAACAAGCAGUUGACUUCACAUGGCGAGCUACUUUAAGUUGUCUUAGGCAUCAGCUCUCUACAAUUCUCACAUUGACAAUAUCCAUAUUUUGUUAGCGCAAACCUUGCUGGACACGUUAAAUAUUUAGAAAUAUAAAUUUAACCUAUUUCUUGAGGUACAUCUUGAGAAGUUUGUGAGCUGAAAAAGACGUGGAGGAACCACUUAAUGCCAUAGCACAUUGUUUUAAAUUAUUUGGAAUCAGUUAAUUCCUUCCCAACUUUUUGCCAUGCCUGACACUAAAGAGGAGCCUACAAAUUUACAGGUAGUAGAAGGAAAUCUACUCUUCUCUGCUCCCCUCUGCUAGAGGACAUGUGAACCCUCAGUUGUUUUCUGCUGAGCAAAAGCAAAGUCCAUCUUGGACUUAGACAGCUUGCCAAAUUAUUUGCCGGAAGGGGACCUGACUUGUGACCACUCCCAGUGUGUGCCAGGAAGAGACUUCUACUGGUGCCAGACUCAUUUACCGGCAAUGCCCUGUCUAGGCCCCGAAACUCACUCCUUGCCCCCACCCCUUUUGCUUGAAUGAUGUGGUUCUUAUCUUUCAGAUCCUAAUAUAAAGCGCCUACAGCUGCUUGGCCUGAGAAGCCACCUCAGAUUCAGCCAACAGGUAAGUGGCUGUGUUCUCCUAUAGAGAUUGUUGAUUUGCCUCUUAAGCAAGAGAUUCAUUGAAGCUCAGCAUGGCUCAGACCAGUUCAUACUUCAUGCUGAUCUCCUGCCUGAUGUUCCUGUCUCUGAGCCAAGGCCAAGAGACCCACACAGGGUUGCCCCAGGCCCGGAUCAGCUGCCCAGAAGGCACCAAUGCCUAUCGCUCCUACUGCUACUACUUUAAUGAAGACCGUGAGACCUGGACUGAUGCAGAUCUCUACUGUCAGAACAUGAAUUCAGGCAACCUAGUGUCUGUGCUCACCCAGUCUGAGGGCACCUUUGUGGCCUCACUGAUUAAGGAGAGUGGCACUGAUGACUUCAAUGUCUGGAUUGGCCUCCAUGACCCCAAAAAGAACCGCCGCUGGCACUGGAGCAGUGGGUCCCUGGUCUCCUACAAAUCCUGGGACAUUGGAGCCCCAAGCAGCACUAAUCCUGGCUACUGUGUAAGCCUGUCCUCAAGCUCAGGAUUCAAGAGAUGGAAGGAUGUGCCUUGUGAAGAAAAGUUCUCCUUUGUCUGCAAGUUCAAAAACUAGAGGCAGCUGGAAAAUGUCUAGAACUGAUCCAGCAAUUACUACAGAGUCAAAAAUUAAAGCAGACCAUCUCUCCAACUCAACACGGACACACUUUUCUCUGUUGAAUUUGCUUUGUUAAUGUUAGUAUUUUACUCACCCCAGUCUUUGGAACCCUAGAUAAUGAAAAUAAACACAUUUUCACCAU
Molecule: messenger RNA, 1667 nt
Organism: Cebus imitator (Panamanian white-faced capuchin)
Lineage: Eukaryota; Metazoa; Chordata; Mammalia; Primates; Cebidae
Product: lithostathine-1-alpha
Exons: 6
Coding region: 983-1483 (166 amino acids)
Biological process (GO): response to peptide hormone; venom-mediated disruption of cell wall in another organism; positive regulation of cell population proliferation
Molecular function (GO): signaling receptor activity; peptidoglycan binding; oligosaccharide binding
Source: RefSeq, a predicted model, not a curated record